CAUCAUCACCAUCUCCUCGUUUUGUUAAAUCUCUGAAAGUCUCUCUCUCUUUCUCAACUCUCAAUCUCAUCUCAACAACUAUGGAUCCCUACAAGUAUCGUCCAGCAAGUUCUUACAACUCUCCUUUCUUCACCACCAACUCUGGUGCUCCUGUAUGGAACAACAACUCCUCCAUGACCGUUGGACCAAGAGGUCCUAUCCUUCUUGAGGAUUACCAUCUCGUUGAGAAGCUUGCUAACUUCGACAGGGAGCGUAUUCCCGAGCGUGUGGUUCAUGCUAGAGGAGCUAGUGCAAAGGGUUUCUUUGAGGUCACUCAUGAUAUAUCUAACCUCACUUGUGCUGACUUCCUUAGAGCUCCUGGUGUUCAGACUCCUGUCAUUGUUCGUUUCUCCACUGUCAUCCAUGAACGUGGAAGUCCUGAGACUUUGAGAGACCCUCGUGGCUUUGCAGUCAAGUUCUACACCAGAGAGGGAAACUUUGAUCUUGUCGGAAACAACUUCCCUGUCUUCUUCAUCCGCGACGGGAUGAAGUUCCCCGACAUGGUCCACGCCCUCAAACCAAACCCAAAAUCUCACAUCCAAGAGAACUGGAGAGUCCUAGACUUCUUCUCCCACCACCCUGAAAGCCUCAACAUGUUCACAUUCCUCUUCGAUGACAUUGGUAUCCCACAAGACUACAGACACAUGGAAGGUUCAGGUGUCAACACCUACAUGCUCAUCAACAAAUCCGGCAAAGCUCACUACGUGAAGUUCCACUGGAAACCAACUUGUGGAGUCAAGUCUCUACUAGAAGAAGAUGCUAUCCGCGUUGGUGGAACCAACCAUAGUCACGCGACUCAGGACUUGUAUGACUCUAUCGCUGCUGGUAAUUACCCUGAGUGGAAGCUCUUUGUUCAGAUAAUUGAUCCAGCUGAUGAAGACAAGUUUGACUUUGACCCUCUUGAUGUCACCAAGACAUGGCCUGAGGAUAUCUUGCCUCUUCAACCCGUUGGACGUAUGGUGUUGAACAAGAACAUUGAUAACUUCUUUGCGGAGAAUGAGCAGCUUGCUUUCUGCCCUGCUAUCAUUGUUCCGGGGAUACACUACUCUGAUGAUAAGCUGCUUCAGACACGUGUCUUCUCUUAUGCUGACACUCAGAGACAUCGUCUUGGACCAAACUAUUUGCAGUUACCAGUUAAUGCACCAAAAUGUGCUCACCACAAUAACCACCAUGAGGGUUUCAUGAAUUUCAUGCACAGGGACGAGGAGGUUAACUACUUCCCAUCUAGGUAUGACCCGGUUCGCCAUGCUGAGAAGUAUCCAACUCCACCAGCAGUCUGCUCUGGGAAACGUGAGAGGUGUAUUAUUGAGAAGGAGAACAACUUCAAGGAGCCUGGAGAGAGAUAUCGUUCCUUUACACCAGAGAGGUUACUCAUUGUUAUAUAUUACUUUUUUUUUUGUUACUCUCAAUACAUUUACAUGUGCUUAUUGUUUAAAUUGUUGAUUUUAACUUCAGGCAAGAACGUUUCAUCGGUAGAUGGAUUGAUGCUCUAUCAGACCCUCGCAUCACACAUGAAAUCCGCAGCAUUUGGAUCUCUUACUGGUCUCAGGCUGAUAAGUCACUGGGACAGAAGCUGGCGAGCCGUCUGAACGUGAGACCAAGCAUCUAAAACGAGUGAACAAGAUUCUUGAUUGGUCGUUGUGUGGUUCUAAUAGGCAAAGGAAGAAAGAUGGGAUGAGAUAAGAUGUGCCAUGAUAUAAUCUUUCAUCAUGUGGAUCUUAUGUGUUGUGUUGUAAUAUUUAUAUGUGUGAGACCAAAACAAAAACUUUUGUUGUGUUGUGUGUGACCUUGGUUUUGUCUCAUGUUCUUCACAAAUAAUACAUCAAAGAUUUUAUAAUAAUAGUCGGAGUCAUUUUAUGAGAGCC
Messenger RNA from Eruca vesicaria subsp. sativa (arugula), 1904 nucleotides. The record is from the annotation of a GenBank genome assembly. NCBI's taxonomy places the organism in Eukaryota, Viridiplantae, Streptophyta, Magnoliopsida, Brassicales, Brassicaceae.